Molecule: messenger RNA, 819 nt
Organism: Ilyonectria robusta
Lineage: Eukaryota; Fungi; Ascomycota; Sordariomycetes; Hypocreales; Nectriaceae
Exons: 4
Coding region: 1-819 (272 amino acids)
Cellular component (GO): membrane
Source: RefSeq, a predicted model, not a curated record
AUGCUCAACCUGGCUGUCGUCUACUUGCUGGUCAGCAUUGCGCUUGUUGUUGUUGCUGUUUUGGUUCACUUGCACAGCACGUCACUCUCCCUCCCAAUAUCGCCCGUCACCUCCAUUUUGGUCAUACUACUACCAAUCGGCGCCUUUUUCAAUGCCCUUUUCCACCAGCGUCUCUUGCGCAGCAGUUCACCGUCGUCCAAUCACCUCGCCAAGCUCGCACCCUUCAUCCUCCAGACCCUCCAAGGUCUCGUGGCCACGAUCCUUGCGACGCUGUUGUUCGAAGACGUGGUGUCCUCGUCAACUCUUGACUGCAAACUUGACACAACAUGGAUGUCCAUGUUUCGCGCACAUGAUGCCACUGGCAUCCGGGUCAUUCAGGAUACUUUCGACUGCUGCGGACUCAACUCUGUGAGAGAUCGUGCGUAUCCCUUCCCUGGGACGGCUCCAAGCACAUGCGCGAAGACCUAUGGUCGAACUCUUCCUUGUCGAGGACCUUGGAAGAGCGCCACCAAGGCAACAGCCGGGGGGAUGGUUGCAGUACUGGCUGCAGUUGGUCUGAUGCAGAUCAUCGGCAUUCUUGCGACUAAACGGGGCGCACCUUGGUGGAGCUUUUCACUACGUCGGCGUCAAGAGCAGGCAGAGAAUGAGAGCACUCGUGGGUUAUUGACGGCCGGCCUUGUUGAGGGUGAGGAGUCAACUGAGCAGCGAGAGAAUGGAUCGCAGAGCUAUGGUUCAGUGAAUGGAUGCAGGCCAAGAUUAGAGCCGUCGUCAAUGAAUGCAGGCAAUGGAUGGGUCAGUGAUGAGGCAAGAAAUGAGUGA